AUGUUGGUGCUGAUUGGUCUGCUUGGUGUCUGGCCGUGUCUGGUUUUGGGCACGCACGGGCCUGAUGGUUUUUCAGAAGUUUUCACUAUGCCCGGAGCGAGCUUCAAGUUGGAAUUGCACGGUCCUGGCAUCACGUCAAAGGAUCGCGCAAUCAUCCGAGAAGCUGGCACAGAAUGCCCAGGACGUUCCGACAAAGCGGACUCCAAUGCAAGAAAGAAUUCUAUUUCAGUUGCUACCUAUGUGUAUCAUGCUCAAGGUGCCUAUGAGCCAUCACCCUUGGUGCACAGUGGGCCCAAUGUUGCUUCUGCUAACUUUCCGGGAUGGCUCACAGCAAGCUGGUAUCCAGUGCAGCUGCGGAUGGCCGGCAGUUCUCGAAUUUGUUAUUGUGCAGCGCGUGCUGAAGAAGAGGCUGGAAGCCCCAUGCUGAACCCCAACGAAUCUCCUUGUGACUUGGACUAUGCUGUCUACAGGUUGGUUGGCGCAGCUUAUGCCAUGGGAAUCAAGCAUUCCACUUCGAUUGGCGCUUGCAUGGUCUUGAGUGAUGGCACACUUCAGGAAAACUGUCAGCUCACCAUCCACGCAGAUCGUGGAGGCCUUUCGGCCGAAGACAGCGCUGACCUGGUCUCAGGCGAUCCAGCGCAAAUCUGCGGAGAGGCGCCUGCUGGAACCACCUUGCAACCCAGGCAAGGAGAUGCCUUUGCUUGGACUUUCCAAGUACCUUCAGGUGCCACAGUGGAAAAUUGGCAUGCCACGACUUCAGAGUUAGGAACCCAACAUGUCUUGAAGGUCUGCUACUGUGUCAAGCCCAGCGCUUCCAGCGGAACAAGUAUUUGCGCUCUCUCAGAUUGGCAGAAUGCAGGCAUGCUUUCGCUGGUGGGUUUUUCUGGAAGCCCCGCAGAAGUGCACUGCUAUCGAGGACAGAGGUGUCGCCUUGGACGUCCUGCCUUCGGGAUGAGUAAGGGAGAUGCUGUGCUGGCAGUGCCUGGCAAUUCCACCUGUUCAAAUGUGGAGUCAUUGCAAUUCGGAGCAUCCACACCCAUCAGCGUGCUGGGUGGGGGAACAGCUGUAGCCCACAUCGACGUCAAAAAUUAUGUGGAUAAUUUGGCCACCGUUUGCUUCUGCUCCGCCGCGGUGAGCGGGAUUUUUGGAUGCCAGAAUGCCCAGGGCAGGGCCUUUAGCAUGCUGAUGGGCUAUGUGCGAUCUGGUGGUUUGGAAGCUGGAGUGAGGAUGGAUUGCAUCCCAACGUCUUCCUCCUGUCCUUCUACGCCGUUCUACCUGCAGGGAGACGAUGCAGCUGUGGCCCGUCGGGGGAAGCUCUUUUUGGCGGAGCUGAAAUAUCGACCAUGCGAGGACUUGACAUCUGCAGAUGUCCAACAAGCACGCUUCGAAGACACUGGCGAGUCUGUGCGUGUGGAAAUGCCUUGGCCAAUCCGUUCAGGCCGCUACGCCGUUUGCUUUUGUGAGGAUUCGCUGGGCUGUCCACAGGUGCACCAACAGACCACACUGCAGCAUGUGGGUGAGUUGAGAGUUCUUGGCGCUAUAACAUCGGUGGAACUGAGUACCCAACCGGGAUUCUCGACGGUGCCCUUGAAGGUAAGGAUUGAGGAGCCUGCCACUGGAAUCCGGUGCUGUGCUGAUGCUCAGGGCAUCAAUAUCGAUUGUGUGGAUUUGCAAGCUUCAGCCACCCCUGGUGAGUUCUUGUCCUCUCCGGGCACCUUCCGCUUUCCCUUGGUGCUGCAAGAACCCUUGGAGAUAAGCGACGACCCACUGAACGUCAACGUCUCCUGCGCUGCCAUGGGAGAGAGCGGGCUUUGUGCUCAGAACGGGACUGGGCCGGAGCUGGGCACCUUUCCUUGUCGACAGGUAGAGCCUCUCCAGGUGCAGCUGAAAGCACAGCCCUUGGCCUGGAAGCCCCCUUGGCGGAUACCUGUUAAUAGCACACUGGGCUUGGAGGCCUUGGCAGAACCCGCGGGCUAUGCCUCGCAGCUUAAGGCCGUGGAAGAUGAGGAAACCGCGCCAUCAGGAAUUUGCAAGACGCUUUCAUCCCAGCAUUUCCACAGCUUGCCUUGCAAGGGCACGGAAUGCGUGGAUCAGGACUUUGCUCGGGGCCAGGUGCCGGGCCACUAUGAGCUUUGCGUUUGUGAGGCUGAAGCUGUUCCCAUGUCCCUCAUAUGUCAGGGAUGGCACCACUUGGGCCAUUUAGAGGUAUUUGGACCUUUACAACUCAAACAUGCCUUGCAUGGAAGCGUGGGAGAAGCCAUGCACAUCGAUUUGGAUGGCCUGGGCUUCAGUAGUGGGGACAGCUUGGUGAGUGUGCCCUUGGAUUCAGAGCUGAUGAGACCAGAGACGGCCUGCAUUGGCGAGGGACGAAUUCUUGCACCGCUAAGCACCGUGCACAGCCCUCAUGAAUGGAGUACAAGCUCACUGCAUUUCAUUGCAACGCUUUCUGAAGGGACUCAUGCAUUAUGCUGGCUCCCACCAGGCAAUGGGCAGCUGCCCUACUACUUGGGUUUUGCUGAGAUCUUUGGUGAACGCAUAACCAUCGCUGGAUGUCUCGUAACCCCUUGGGAGCUUCUCCAGCCUUGCUCUGCUGAGUGCGGUGCUGGGCGGGAGAUUUGGUACCGACGCGUCCUGGGUGUUGUGGAGGCCGGAGCAGAUUGCUCAACCUUUGAGGAGGAUCGUUUCUGUAUGAAGCCUGCUUGCCCAGCAGUGGUCUCCAGCUGGAGGAGCUCUCCGGCAGAACCGCAGGCCAGUGACGCCAUGGAGUUGCGAAUCGUUGGGGUGAACCUUACGAACAACUUGCACGGCGUUCUGGUUCUGAAUGAUGGGAGCGCGACUUCGGACCAACAAGGCCUUUGUCGCUAUGACUCUCAUGUUGCGGCCAUGGCCAAGUGUUCAGGUAAUUCUGAUGAGAAGGUGUGCAGCUUUCCCAGAUCACCCUCACAGGGUAGUUACCAAGUUUGCCUUUGCAUGGCUGAUGGCCCAAAGUGCCAGGCCUUUUUGCCAGCAUUGGGAAAUUUGCAAAUUUUGGGCGUCCAGGUGUUGGAAGAUGAGAGCAUUGCAGGCCCUAUAUUGAUUUGCCUCUCCAUCUUGCUCAUCAUGGCCUUGGUUCCUUUGCUACUGUUUCCCCGCCUGAGGAAAAGGCUGUGGAUCAGGCUGACUGGAAUGCUUCGAAAGCUCUGCCGCCGCAACUCAAAAGUUUUGAAAGUCAUGGCCCUCCCGACAAAGUCUGCCACCGCAUCUGAAGCUGAAGAGGACCAGACCCACGAGGAGAAACAGAUUGACAAGGACUUCGAUGACAAGGUCAGCUCAACCUUACAGCCAGAGGAGGAACCCGAAGAACCAAUGUCGGACAGCCCCCGGGGUGCCAAAAUACCUGUGUGUAGAGGUGACCGAAGUGACCAGGAAUCCAGUGUGGCAAGCGGGGAUGAUAACCCGCCUCACCCUGACGUGCCUGACGUGCCCGAGCCGGACGUUGAUGGGUGCAAGACACCAGAAGACCUGGCAAAGGAACCGAAGGAACGGAUCCCUGAAAUAGAGGUGAUCCCAGAACCAGAGCCACUCAAAAAGUCUACCGCAGUGCAGGAGGAGCAGAAAGAGGCUGUGCAAGAGGAGGCAGAGGAGGCUGGAGUGUCUAUCAAGGAGAAGGCGAAUGCCAAGCUUCCAAUCCCCAGACCCUUGCCUCCUCCACCGCUACGAUCUCCUCCGCGGCGGCUGCCAAGCUUACCUUUGAGCCCUAAUCGCAGCCCUGUAAGCCCCGCAGCUAUGGAGGCCUUGUCGAGAGCGACCAUGAUUUUGGAAGGCAAGAAUGAGGAUGGGGAACGCAAGCUGGGGAAGUACAGUGCCAGUAUCAAGGCUUUGUCGACACACAUGGCGGGCCAAGAUGCGACGCUCCUGUCCCAAGAACUGGUCAAGGCCGAAGCUGCGGGUGUUGGAGCAGAGCUCUUGGAGAAAGCUGCUGAAAAGCUCAGAGAGCUCCAAGAAACUGAGACUCCAAGAGCUGAUGACGAAGAUGAAGAGGGUGCCGGAAUUGGAGUAGAAUCUGAAGAAAACCAAGCUGAGACACCCCAGGAAGUGGAGGAUGAGUCUGCAGCAGACCCUGAAGCAGAUGAAGCUGAAACACUGGAGGAAGCAGCUGAGGUCAAGGAUUCUGUUGUCCCAACAAAGCUUGAAGCAGAUGCAGACGGAAAGGAGGUGAAAGGAGCUGAGCUUGGCGCAGCCAGCGCAGCCAAGACCUUGAAGGAAGCAGGUGGUUCUCUCGUGGAUGCCGACACUGAGGUCAAGAGCGAAGGUGAGGUGAAAGAGCUUCCAGCAGCUGGCGAGACACCGAAGGGAGUGCAUGACACUCCUUUACCAAGCGAUGACGCCGAAGCAGCUGUUCAGGUGACCAAAGUUGAGAUCUUGAAGACAACAAGCGGUUCCCUGGUGGAUGCUGAUGCAGAGGUGAAGAGCGACGGUGAGGACAAUCCUCCAGAUGCCGACGAGACGGCCAAGGGAGCACAUGAUGAUGAUUCAGCUGUGGAGGCCAAAGAUUCUGAUGCUCCAGCAAAGCCUGAACCAGAUGACGAGACAGAAGAGGUGACCAAAGUUGAGAUCUUGAAGACAACAAGCGGUUCCCUGGUGGAUGCUGGUGCAGAGGUGAAGAGCGACGGUGAGGACAAUCCUCCAGAUGCCGACGAGACGGCCAAGGGAGCACAUGAUGAUGAUUCAGCUGUGGAGGCUGUGCUGUUUGUGCUGAAAGUUGAACUUUCUUCUACGAGGCUUCUUCUUCGGCAGUUCCUUUUGCAAAGAGAGUUGCUGUUGAUGGUGGUUUGCAACAUUCUGGUCAAGCAUGUGAUGGCGAUGUGCAGGCCCUUCACUGGCAGCUCGAUGAUGCGCGGGCAUCCUGGCGAGGACCCCUUCUCGCUCCCCAAACGCCCAGAACGGCCUCAGCGGCCGGAACUUGGCAACGGAGUGCCCAAGGAGAAGAAGAAGAGCACGCCGAUCCGCCCAUCCUUGAUGGGUUCAACCUUGAUUGAUGGAGGGACAUUGAUGUUGUGGAAGUUCAGCCGCGCGAAGCUUCCCAGAGCGGCCCCGGUCUGCCGCAGCACGGCCGACCUCAGCGAAGCGAGCGCAGAGGGGGCAAUGAAGCGAGGCGCCUUGCACGGUCUCUUGGAUGACAUCGUGAAGGUGGUGCGAGCGCAUGUGGGCGAGGCAUUGGAUCUGCACUGUCCAAGCAAAGGCUCGGCUGUGACCAUUGGGUGGGGGAGCACAAGAUGACCCUUUUUCAUCCUUUUUCAUCAAAACAGUGCCCACGAUGGCGUGGAAGGUGCUUAGUAUUUUUCUCACAGCCUUGGGGAGCCCUCUUGCACACCCUCAAACGCGCAAAAGGUAGAUAGACUUCCCGUGGCCCAGGCGUCCUCAUUUGAUUCGAGAGCUUCUAUAGCCUGGCUUCUAUGGCUUUCACCACUUCGGUCCAGGAAGCAACCUCAUAGUGUCAUAGAUGCUAACCCCCCACACUUAUACAUGAUAUAUAACUAUAUAUGAUCUCAUGACCCCAUGAUUAAUCACAGAGUCAGUUGUAAUUUUCACCGUAGCAUUGGGGCUUAAGAAAGAGGGUGAAUGGGAGAGGGGGGCCAGCCCCCCCCCUCCCAGUGUGUGACCGGUGUCGGCACUUUGUAGUGCGAGACACCUCGGUUACGAC
Messenger RNA from Durusdinium trenchii, 5683 nucleotides. NCBI's taxonomy places the organism in Eukaryota, Dinophyceae, Suessiales, Symbiodiniaceae. The record is from the annotation of a GenBank genome assembly.